AUGAGUCAUAUGGCACAGUCUAUGCGAUUGCAACAAUUCUCUGUCCAUCAAAGAAGCUUCGAUACUUUGAUAAUGCGGAUUGAGAGGAAAAAUGAGAAAGGAGAGGAAGUCGAUUUCAUGAAGCAUUACCGGGAGGUUUUACAGAAGGAGUUUAAGCGAUAUCAGCAGCAGGUUAUCCAGGAAACAGAACCGGUUGAUAACCAAGCAAUCUUUGAUCCUGCUGAAAAUGAGCUUGAGCUAUUAUGUGAAUCACAGACAGCUCUACAAGCUGAAGUGGAUCAACCGGAGGAUGAAAUAACACGGUAUUUGGCAAAAGGGCUCACAAAAGGUAAUCCUCGGGUCUUCUGGAAGGAGCAUGAGCACGAGUAUCCAGUCCUUGCAAAGAUUGCACGAGAUAUCCUCUCAGUUCCUGCAAGUGGCGCUGGUGUUGAGCGGCUUUUAAUUGUGCUCGUGAUCGAGCUAGAGAUGAUUAAAGAGUAUCUCUCUGUCGGAGAGGCUGCUAUGCUUGAUCAGACAAGACAGCCUGUUCCAUCGCUUAAUGAACUCGAACCAAUUAGUGAUAAUGAAGAAGAGGGUUGCGAAGCAGAGGAUUUAUCUGAGGAUGAUACAGAUGAAUCUGAUAACGAGGCAGAAGAAGGGUUAUCUACCACGCAGCCUGUAGCUCAAACUAAGCAGGUACAACGGAAGCGGUGCCGAAGUAACACCUCUGAGGCUAUAGAUGAUGCUGAUAAUGGUCUCCCACUUCCCGAUAUGCCAAUUGAGAAGACGCAGGCGCGGUCAGGGAGGGUUCGGAAGAGGCCUAAGCUACCUGAGGGAUUUGAGAUUGAUAAGCUGUAA
Messenger RNA from Aspergillus tanneri, 837 nucleotides. RefSeq lists its product as uncharacterized. The record is from RefSeq and is a predicted model, not a curated record. The coding region runs from base 1 to 837 and encodes 278 amino acids. Gene Ontology annotation, molecular function: protein dimerization activity. NCBI's taxonomy places the organism in Eukaryota, Fungi, Ascomycota, Eurotiomycetes, Eurotiales, Aspergillaceae. The transcript is spliced from 3 exons.